AUGUCGAAACCCUUUUUCGCCAAGGUCAAGAGCGUGCUGAGCGGCGACACCCUGGUCCUUACCGCCCCGAACAACCCCAAAGCCGAAAAGACCGUCUCCCUCGCCUACGUCAGCGCGCCUCGCCUCAGCAAGGAAGGCGACGAGCCCUUCGCUUUCCAAUCAAGAGAAUACCUCCGCGAGCUCGUCGUCGGCAAGCAGAUCCAGUGCACAGUAGCUUACACCGUAAAGUCUGGUCGCGAAUUCGUCUCUGCCCUGCUCUCCCGCGAUGGCCCUUCCCUCCCCGAUGAAGCCGUCAAGGCUGGCUGGCUCAAGGUCAGAGAAGAGGCCGGCGGCAAGGAAGACGACGAGGCGAUCCUCCAGCGCAUCGACAACCUGCGGCAACUGGAGACCCAGGCCAAGAACGAGGGCAAGGGUCUCUGGGCUGGCACCGGUGGCAACAUUGAGGUUCAGAACGAUCUCGGCGGCCCGGACUUCAUGAAGCAGUGGAAGGGCAAGACCGUCGAUGGUAUCGUCGAGAGAGUUCUCAGCGGUGACCGCUUGCUUGUGCGGCUUCUGCUCUCGGAUAAGAAGCACGUGCAGGUCAUGACGCUCCUUGCCGGAGUCAGAACGCCUGCUACCGAGCGAACGGUCCAGUCCACCGGCCAGACCCAGCCCGCGGAGGAGUUCGGCAACGAGGCUAAGAACUUCGUUGAGGAGAGGCUGCUCCAGCGCCGCGUCAAGGUCGACAUCGUUGGCGCUAGCGCUCAGGGCCAGCUCGUCGCUGCUCUGAUCCACCCCAACGGCAACAAGAACAUCGCCGAGUUCCUCCUGCAAGAGGGUCUGGCGAGAUGCAACGACUUCCACUCCACCAUGCUCGGCGAGAAGAUGGCCAGCCUCCGCGCUGCCGAGAAGACCGCCCAGGGAAAGAAGCUUCGUCUGCACCAGCACCACGUCGCCAAGGCUGGCGGCUCCCAAUCAGACAUGAUUGUGUCCAAGAUCAUUGGUGCUGACCAGAUCAUCGUCCGAACAAAAUCCGAUUCUACCGAGAAGCGCAUCAACUUGAGCAGUGUUCGUGGCCCCCGUGCCAAUGAGGCUUCUGAGGCGCCCUACAAAGACGAGGCGAAGGAGUUCCUGCGCAAGAAGCUCAUCGGAAAGCACGUUCAUGUGACUAUUGAUGGAAACAAGCCUGCCACCGAGGGCUUCGAAGCUCGCGAGGUUGCCACUGUCACUGAGAAGGGCAAGAACAUCAACCUUAUGCUGGUCGAGGAGGGUUACGCCACUGUUAUCCGUCACCGCAAGGAUGACACCGACCGCGCCUCCAACUACGACGAGCUCCUUGCUGCUCAGGAGAAGGCCAAGGAAGAGAAGAAGGGUAUCUGGUCUGGCAAGGCACCUAAGCUCAAGUCGUUUGUUGAUAUCACCGACGUACAGAAGGCCAAGAUUCAGCUUGGCACUUUGCAACGCCAGAAGAAGAUCCCCGCCGUCGUCGACUACGUCAAGUCUGGUUCCCGUUUCAGCGUUCUCAUCCCCCGCGAGAACAUCAAGGUCACUCUGGUUCUCGGUGGUGUGCGCGCUCCUCGUGCCCCGGGCCCCCGCGGCGAGAAGGGCGAGGAGUUCGGCGAGGAGGCGGCUGACCUUGCCACCCGCCGCUUGAACCAGCGCGACGUCGAGGUCGACAUCUACGACAUCGACAAGGUAGGAGGAUUCAUCGGCGACCUCUACGUCAACCGCGAGAGCUUCGCCAAGAUCCUCGUCGAGGAGGGACUGGCAUCUGUCCACGCUUACUCUGCUGAGAAGUCCGGCAACGCCAGCGAGCUCUUCGGCGCCGAGAAGAAGGCCAAGGAAGGCCGUAAGGGUCUCUGGCACAGCUGGGACCCGUCUCAGGACGAGGAAGAGGAGGCCGUCGAGGUUGAGACUACCAACGACACCCCUGAGGCCUACGACAACAAGCCGAAGGAUUACCGUGACGUUGUCAUCACCAACAUUGAUGGUAACGGAAAGAUUAAGAUCCAGGAGAUUGGAAAGGGCACCGCGGCUCUCACCACUCUGAUGAACGACUUCAAGAAGUUCCACCUGGACUCUAAGAACGCUAAGCCUAUCGGUGACGCGCCGAACAAGGGAGACUUUGUCGCUGCCAAGUUCUCCGCCGAUGGCCAAUGGUACCGUGCCCGCAUCCGCUCAAAUGACCGCGCGGCGAAGGUCGCCGAAGUCGUCUACAUUGACUACGGCAACACGGAAAAGCAGCCCUGGUCCAAGCUGCGUCCUCUGGACCAGCCGCAGUUCACUACGCAAAAGCUCAAGGCCCAGGCUAUCGACGCUUCCCUGUCAUUCCUGCAGCUUCCGAUUGCGGCCGAAUACUACCAGGAGGCCCUCGACUGCAUAGCCCAACUCACCGAGGGCAAGGAGCUGGUUGCCAGCUUCGACUUUAUCGACAGCAAGGACAACAUCAGCUACAUCACCCUGUUCGAUUACAACGUUAGCGACAAGAAGCCCGGCCCGAACGACUCCAUCAACAAGGAGAUCGUGGCGAACGGUCUGGCCAUGGUUCCCAAGAAGCUCAAGGCGUGGGAGCGCAGCAGCCAGCACGCCGCUUACCUCAAGCACUUGAAGGAGGUCGAGGCCAGGGCGAAGGAGGAGAGGCUAGGCAUGUGGGAGUACGGCGACAUCACGGAGGAUUAA
This is a messenger RNA of Colletotrichum karsti, 2658 nucleotides long. RefSeq names its product transcription factor. Gene Ontology annotation, molecular function: RNA binding; nuclease activity. Bases 1 to 2658 code for a protein of 885 amino acids. The record is from RefSeq and is a predicted model, not a curated record. Gene Ontology annotation, cellular component: RISC complex; nucleus; cytosol. Gene Ontology annotation, biological process: regulatory ncRNA-mediated gene silencing; mRNA catabolic process. NCBI's taxonomy places the organism in Eukaryota, Fungi, Ascomycota, Sordariomycetes, Glomerellales, Glomerellaceae. The transcript has a single exon.